GUUCUCUCAGUCAGUUCAUAUUCAGAGCUUGGAUAGGGAGCACGUCGACCUUCUCUUUACACGGUUUAUAUGGUUUAUUGUCAUCCACGACAUAAAAGUUCAUCUCUUAUUGUUCGUUCCCUCGCCUCUUCCAGUUCACUUUUCACCCAGUCUUUAAUUGUCAUCCUCCCAGCAUUUUACUUUCCUUCCCGGAUAGUACAACAACGCAGUGAAAGUGGUUCACGCUCUUUGUGCUGAACGAUACGAGAGACACGCUUCAUGUGAUCGCCGGCAAUAUUCUGUAUCAUAUCCUUGACAUGAGAUUCUUAAAAGUCCUGCAGAGUUAUUAUUGUGUGAACCUGACACAAACAUAGUAGACAUAUUUAUCUGUAAAAAAAAAUAUAAAAGUUUGUACAAAUAUUUCGCUUGUGAAAAAAUUAUACAAAGUGAACCUGAAUUUUCAUACUAAUCUAGAUAUUAAGAGAGAUAUUUAUGUACGUAUGAAAAGUUUUGUUAAAGCGUGGACUUGUUUAAUACACUGGGGUGAUAAAAAAAACUUACUGUUCCGUGAAUAAGUGAUAGUUUUUCUUUGCUGCUUAUUAAGAUUUCGUGCCGUCAGAAAGAAAGCAGAAGGAAUCGCAAUUAUUCUUUACGACACAAAGGAAGGAAGAAUAAGAAGCUUAUGAAUUGAAUGUGGAACAAAUCCUCGCAAAUUGGAAUGGUGACUAAGAAGAACCCAGUGGAAUUUUUCAUAUUUAUUACUUUUGAGGUUGCGGAAAAUACGAAAUUACUGAUGAGCUCUUCUCCCUUGGAUCAAUUAUACUCACAAAGGCGAGGUUGAUAAGCUAAGGAUAAGCCUGACUUUGGAUACUGGUCGCCGCAGAAAGAAGUACAUGACAGAUUUCAUCUGAAUCCAGGACACCCUCUCGAACGGAGAGACGCAAAAACCGAUAACAUUUGACCAUACGAAGAUGAUCUCAGCAACGUCCUUAAAUGCACCCAGUCCUCUUAACAAAGGGCAUCAGAUUCCACUCGGACUGGAGAAUGGCCGACUGCGCGUGGACUCACAAAAGUUCCUGGUGCCAUCACUGCCCGUAAGUGCUCGUGCCGGUGGGGGUGGUCACAGUGCAGAUCCGAAGCGUAGGGAAAGAUCCAUCAUAAACGGCACUGCCCACCCCGCUCCUCCCACUGACUAUUCCCACCACCAGCUCCACCACCAUCACCAGCAGCAGCAGCAGCAGCAACACUCUUUGAGUCAUAAUAACUACCAAAACCAUAUAAAUGGGUUCAGAUCAUCGUACCCUCAUGGCACCGGAGUUCGAGAUCACUCCCCCUCAAGCAGCCCUCACAACAACAACAACAACCACAGCAAACAAACUUCAAGUCCUCACCACCAGGCAUAUUUACAUCUGAACCACAGCCCCAGGAAGGAUGCACACUCUCCAAUGUACGCAGGAGAAGUGCCCGGUCACAGUCCUGGAGCUGCUGGGGGAAAUUACUCUCGGUCAUCAAUGCCCAUUCCCUGCUCGUCCCCUGCCCAGGCGUCAUCCGCAUCUCCGAAGGGAUCACACUCACACUCGCCAUCUUCAAGUGGAGCUAUUAUUUCGAGCAGUGGGAAUUACUCCCCAAAACUGCCCGGCCCCGCCAUGUUGCCCCCAUUACCUUCUGGAGGAGGUGGUUCUGAACUAAGUCCACUGGCUGCGGCGGGAAGGCUGUAUCCUGGCUUCCCACCACCACACCCAUCCGUUGCAGCGCACCUCAGCCCUGCGUUUUAUGCGGCGGCGGCGGCAGCAGCAGCGUCACAUUCCCUUCCGUAUCCAAUGUUUGGAUCACCAUACAAUCCACAUUCCCAUUCCGCCGCGGCUGCGAGUGCAUAUUUGGACAGUUUUCACUCUGCGCUAGUUCACAGGGGUUCGGGGAACAACGAAAUUCAGCAAAGGUCUCGAUCUCCUUCGCCAUCACCCCCCAGCAACCGUAGUCUUGGAGGAGCUUAUCACUCUGCUCAACCACCACACCCACAACAACACCAAUCUCACAAUAUGAGCUCAAACGGGCCAAAUAAUAAUAAUACUGUUAACUCUUCUAAUAAUACACAUCCAAAUUCCACUUCAGUAACCUCGCUGCAUAAUAAACUCAUCGAGUCCACCACAUCGGACAGCAGGCACGGAUACAAUGCUCAUCACCACGUGUCCAGCGGACAGUUCUCCCCACAAUCUUCUUCUUCAAUGUCUGGAAUAUCCAAAGGGGGACCUCUUGGCAUUUCUGGGGGCAUAAUGAACCUCCCAUCGUCCUCCCGACUUCCCAAUGGCAUUUCUCCCCACAAACACAACGCCUCGCAGCAGCCAGAGAACUUGGUUGUGCAUCGGCAGUCGAUACCACCGUUGAACGGGAUGAAUGGGUUCAGCUUGUCCUCGAAACAAUGGUUGGAACAACACGGGAUCAACCCGAACGACCCCAUGAACAGGAAGUUGAUUUUAGAACUGGAGGCGAGACAAAUGCAAAAGGAGCACCCUUUAAAACAACUGCGUAUGCCACCACAGUCCCCACCACAAGAUAUGAGUGUUCAGCAUUCUCAAAAAAUCCAGAAAAGCAUCUCAUUUGCCAGUGAUACGUACCCACCAUCAAAUCACAAUAAUAAUAGUAAUAGUAGUAAUAGCAGUAGUAGUAGAUACCCCAAUCCUAAUAACAAUCACCAUCCCAGUCAUCAUCCCUACGCUCAUAUUAUGAACAAUGGGCAUCACCAAGUUCAUGGACAAAGCAACUCACAAUCCAACAACAAUGCUGGAAUUCUUACAGAUUCAAAUCAUGCCAAAAAACAAGUCAAUAGUAGCAACAACAACUACAACAAUAACAAUCAUCAUCUCCCAAACCUUGUACAUGUGUCGCACCCUCCUCCACCCAACAAUCAUCAUCAUCAUCACCAUCAUCAUUCCGGGCAGUCAUCAGGACAACAGUUUCUCCCACCCAGUCCCAAGAAACGUGGGGCAGCAACCCAGUGGAAUUUUGCAGUUCCAGCUAACCCAGCCAGUAAAGUGGAUCUCCUGCCCCCUCCCGCACCCCCACCGGCUUCUGCCCUCAGUCACAAUCUAAACGCUGAACAGAUCAAGUACCUGAAUUCCAAUCUGAACCACAAACCGUCCAACAAUCAGAGUCACUCAUCAUUGCCAGUACCAAAUUCACCCUCCGCCAACAGCUCCUCGUACCACCCCCAAUCAUCUGGACAAUCUGCUCAACAACAUUCAUACCCUUCGUCCCCACGCAGUGGACCCUCAACCCCCAAAUCCCCCUCUGUGCACCAAGUCAAAUUCAGCUUUAGCAGUGGAAGUAGCAAGGAGAACCAAUGGAGUGCAAACAAACAGGGUGCAAAAUCUGGGGUAAGGAACGACUCCUCCUCCUCCUCGUCCUCCAACGAAGGCAAUGUCCCCUGGCCCGUGGAACAGAUGCCAAUUUUAGAAGCGUUUCGCCGAGGCUCUCUCAUCAAGUUGGCGAAUGGAGACUUGCGACCCGUGGAAGAUCUCAAGACGGAGGAUUUUAUUCAGGCGGUAGCGAAUCUGUCGGGCACCCUCAAGAUCAUUCACUGCACGGUGCUCUCUAUUCAGCAGAGUGAUGCAAAAAAUGGGAAUUCUUUGUGCAAGGUGACGAUGACGGUUGGGUCUCAAUUGCAAAAUCAACAGGUUGUGGUGCCAUCAACGCCAGAACAGCCAUUUUUUGUUCUGGGCCGAGGCUGGUCAUCCCUCUCGCCUAAAACGACGGAGAAGCUGCUACAACUGCCCUGCUCCCCUUUAGCCGUGGGCGAUAUUUGCAUCACUUUGUCAAAGUCAACCCCACACCUGGCUCCAGUUCAAGCACCAAAAAGUCACAAUAAUCAUGUCCCCAAGAGCCCCCGAGGUAGAAAACCUGGGAGUGGUCGUAACGGAGUGAAUCCUGCGAGCUCCCCCACCGCCAAACAACGAUGCGCGCAACAAGUCUCUUCUUCUCUCAUCCCCUCUGCUACGAAACCAGCCGGUGAAAUUCACGUCGAGAAACCUACCAGCAACUCUGAACCCAUUAAACGACACAGCAUGGGUCCUCCCUUGACUACUGGUGUCACCAACAGCAGCGUAAUCACUACCAACAUGGCAUCGUCUACUUCUUCGUCUACUACUGUUAGUACUGCUGCUGUUGUUAGUUCCAUUACCGAGGUGGUAAAACUCAAGGAAGAAGACGUAGAAGAGCUCGAGGAUAAUCGACCCCCAAGUCCAAAACGACGUCGAUGGUCUGCCCCGGAGCCUGAAAUUCCUGUGUCAACCCCACCACCAGGAUCUUCUGUUUGUGACAAAUCAUCCAUCAAGGAGAAAGAGGAGCAGAAGAGUGAAGCAAUUUCUCUCCAGCCGGCACCAUCAUCUCCAAAAACUGGCCAAAAAACGCCUCCUCCAUCAACUCCAGCGGCGGAAAAUAAAGACGACAAAGAUGAGCAGCAGCGUCCCCCAAGUGAUGCAGAUGACAAGAGGAAUAGCGACCACCCGCUUGAAACUGACGUAAAUAGCAACGUGAAUGUCAAGGACAAUGUCAGCAGUGCUAUGGAUUUGGAUCAAAGGGGGUCAACUGAUGCUCAAUCUGCUGUAGCUUAAUUAACUCUAGAGGAAUUACAAAACUUGUAAAAGAACUGCACCCUUAGACUUACUACAAAUUGUCAGAGAGCUUUAGAAAAUGUCUUGUACAUUCACUCACGAGUCAAUCACAUGGAGGAAUUCAUAAACUAUACACUGAUUACGACAGACCAAUGUUGGAAACAAGUUUUUGGUUACAAAUAGAAUUUUAUGUAUGUAGUUUACGGUAAACAGCAAUUCGAAUUAUCCAGUAAUUAUACUGCUGCUCGUGCAAAUUACAUCAUACUUCUUAUUAUAUUAUAUGAUUGACUAUGUAUAGCAGAGCUGAAGGAAAUGAUCCAGCUUCAUAAAUACCAAAAUUGUAUGGGCUGAUUAUUAUCUGAUACAUGAUACAAAACCACUUGGCUUCAUUUCUCGCUUUUUUAAGAGUCUUAAAAGAAGAAUGCAAGACUGUCACUCUAAAUCGAUAUAUUUAAAUAUGUAUAUGCAUACAGAUAUAUAAAUAGGUUGUCAUCACAGAUUUACCAACAUUUUCUUUGUUGCUUCUUGAUUUAUUUAUUAUAAAUAAUUAUUCAAAGUGCAUAAUUGAGUUUGUACUUGCUGCCAUUCGCUAUUUUGAUUGUAGCCCAUUUUUCAUCGUUAAUUAAUUCAUAUUAUAAUUGAGUAAAACAUAUUUAAGAAAUAUGUUCAAACGUUCAGCAGAAAGGAAGCAAAAUAAGUUAUCUCAAAUUUUAGUGAUCUCAGAACACAAAAUUGUAAUACACAGUUCAACUGCUUGCAGGGAGUUUUAUAAUUUCAAAUAUUUGACUGAUCACCUGAAACGUUAAUUUAACCAUAAUAAAUAUUUGCAUCAUCUCAUUUCGUUCUCAUAAAAAGGGGAGAUUUUUUUCUGUUACAUUUAAAAUUGGCUUAUAAAUAUUUAUCUCGUAGGAUUUCCUCAUAUUUGAUUUGCUGCUCAUUUUUUGUUGUCUAUUGUCUACUUUAAAUUUCAAACACUUGAGAAUACAAUAAAUAUACACAAAUCGGCAUGCGUGAGUUUAAAGCAUGAAACAGGUGAAUAAGUAAAAUAAUGGUGAUGAAAUGUAAAUUUAGGGACUGAAAUAUUCAUAUUGUUAACGAAUGAGUGGUUGUUGCCGUCUGCUGGACCGACCAUUUAGAUAUCAUUAUAAAAUUUUAAUGCAUGUCCUUCCUCAGCAGCAUGUUGUCGAAGGUGGAAACUUAACCUUAGAUUUGAUGUCUAUUUUCAUAAAUUAAAUAUUCUUCACCUGAAAACAAUCCACCUUUGGGUUGGGUAAUUAAGAAUUAUUGGAAUGUAACUUAUUAAUGUAUGGCCGAUGAAUACAUGCAAAAGUAAUUGUAGUCGUCUCGUAUCAAGCUGUGGUCGAGCUUGUAAUUUUAUCCAUUCGUGAGCAACUGAGUGAUUGACGGAAAAGUGACAAUGACAGAAAGUGAUGAUCACAAGAAUGUAUAAAUGUAUGUAGAAUAAUGUACCGUUUAAUUACAAAGGCCCAGCAGUACAGAUAAAAGGAAAUAUUUUAUCCCCUCCUCCUGAGAAGCCCAUUUAAUGAGCAUCAUUAAAUGUUCCUCUACCGUUAGAAAUGUAACGAAACCCUUUAAAGAAAGGUUCGAAAGUUGUAUGUGUGACAUUGAACCUGGUGCUGAACGCAACUCCAAACAUGCUAAAUGUGAUAUUAAUUCUCUAUAUUUGUUGAUAUGCAUGUACAUACAGUAGUGGUUUCACAAUAUCUUCUGGUGAUAUAUACACACAUAUUAUAUUAAAAUAUUUGUUAUUGUUUUGCAAUUUACAAUCGUAUACUCAAAAUAUUGUUGGAUUUUUUGUAGCGUAACCAAAAUUUUGUCACAAUCACGACGAUUAUUCAACUGCUUCAAUAAUCAACUUGUGUCCACUGCGAUAAGAUCCCGUUACAACUAGUGAAGUGAUGUGGAUACGCUAUUAUUCUCUCUCUUUUUUAUAGAUGGAUGUUCUAAAUAUGGUAGAAAAUAUUCCUGAUGGUUACACAUGAACGCUUAUGAAAAAUGUAUAAGGAUAUAGAAACUAAGAAUAAACUUUUAAAUGUAAACUGCGACUGUUGAAUAGAAUGGUGAUUAAUAAAUACAUAAACGAUGAUGUGUGCAUUCAAAAAAGUGUAAAAAUCGUUAAAUUGAUACCUCUCGUGUAAAUUAUUGACCAUCUAAAUUUUAUGAAUUAUAACUUAUUGAUUAUGGAAAUUAUUUAAUCUUAUGACACCACUCGUUGAUAAUGUUAUCAAAAUGUCUGUAAUUCGACCAUACCGUUCAAUUAUAUGUACUGAAUGACUUGCAGAUGCUAAAUAUUAUAUUCAGUUUCGUAAGUGGGGGGAGUCGCGGAUCACCAAAAUGUAUGUAUCUCCACUCAUCAUCAGUGAAAAAAAACGGAAAAAGAAUGAUAGUAUAUUUAUUUAGAAAUAUGUGACAUGACCUGUUUAGAAACUUGGAUGGAAAUUCUAUUUGAAAUAAAAAUGUCAGUGAUGAAAUA
Molecule: messenger RNA, 7083 nt
Organism: Folsomia candida
Lineage: Eukaryota; Metazoa; Arthropoda; Collembola; Entomobryomorpha; Isotomidae
Exons: 6
Coding region: 951-4589 (1212 amino acids)
Biological process (GO): regulation of DNA-templated transcription
Molecular function (GO): protein binding; RNA binding
Source: RefSeq, a predicted model, not a curated record